CACAAUAAACCCCUCCCUCCAAAUCCAAAAAUCCAUCCAUCCUUCUGCUGUGUGCCGCGCCGCGCGGCACCGCCACCCUCGCCGCCUCUCCGGUCUCCACCGCCGCGCCGCGCCGCGCCGCGCCUAUUUAACUACCUCACUCGCUCCCCUGAACGAGCCAGUCCAACUGCAAGCUCAGCCAUGCACGCCAACGCGCCCCACACCCUCGGCCUCCACGUCCCCCCACCCGCGUUCCCCCGCCGCCGCGAGCGCCUGCGGCGGCGCUCCGCCGCUGCCGUCCGCGCCGCGGGGGCCACCUCGGCGGCGCCGCAGAGGGAGACGGACCCCAGGAAGCGGGUGGUGAUCACGGGGAUGGGGCUGGCGUCGGUGUUCGGGAACGAAGUGGACGCCUUCUACGACCGGCUCCUGGCCGGGGAGAGCGGGGUGGGGACUAUCGACCGCUUCGACCCCGGAAGCUUCCCCACGAGGUUCGCGGGGCAGAUACGGGGGUUCUCGUCGGAGGGGUACAUCGACGGCAAGAACGAUCGCAGGCUCGACGACUGCAUCCGCUACUGCAUCCUCAGCGGCAAGAAGGCGCUCGAGAACGCCGGGCUCGCCACUGGCUCCGACGCCCACGGCAAGCUUGAUGUUGGGAAGGCUGGUGUUCUUGUGGGGACUGGCAUGGGUGGCCUAACAGCAUUCUCCGAUGCUAUUCAGAACCUUACUGAGAAGGGAUACAAAAGGAUUUCACCUUUCUUUAUCCCAUAUUCUAUUACUAACAUGGGUUCAGCUUUGCUUGCUAUGGAUGUUGGUUUCAUGGGUCCCAACUACUCGAUCUCAACUGCAUGUGCAACCUCUAACUUCUGCUUUUAUGCCGCUGCGAACCAUAUUCGUCGUGGUGACGCUGAUAUUAUCGUUGCUGGUGGAACUGAAGCUGCUAUCCUUCCAAUCGGUCUUGGAGGUUUUGUAGCCUGUAGAGCAUUAUCACAAAGGAAUGAUGAUCCAGCAACUGCAUCUAGGCCAUGGGAUACAGGGCGGGAUGGCUUUGUUAUGGGUGAAGGUGCUGGUGUACUGGUUAUGGAGAGCCUGGAGCACGCAAUGAAGCGUGGUGCACCAAUAGUUGCUGAGUACUUGGGAGGCGCGGUGAACUGUGAUGCCUACCACUUGACUGAUCCCAGAUCAGAUGGAAUGGGUGUAUCAUCCUGUAUUACGAAGAGCCUCCAAGAUGCAGGUGUUGCACCAGAGGAGGUGAACUACAUCAACGCACAUGCAACUUCCACACUUGCUGGUGACUUGGCUGAAGUGAGAGCCAUCAAGCAAGUCUUCAAAAAUACUUCUGAGAUCAAGAUCAAUUCAACAAAGUCUAUGAUAGGCCAUUGCCUGGGUGCAGCUGGUGGAUUAGAAGCCAUUGCCACUAUCAAGUCCAUAACUACUGGAUGGGUCCAUCCUACCAUUAACCAAUUUAACCCAGAGCCCGAAGUUAAUUUUGAUACAGUAGCCAACGAAAAGAAGCAGCAUGAAGUGAAUGUGGCCAUUUCUAACUCAUUUGGAUUUGGAGGGCACAAUUCAGUGGUAGUAUUCGCGCCAUUCAAGCUGUGAUUCGUCUUCGCUUCAGAGAAAAUAGAAUCUGCAACGUCGUCUUCCGGAGGAUAAUCUAACGAGGAGAGGAGAGUGGCGUAAUUAGAUGUAGCCUGCUUCAUUUUAACGGCUUUGUUCAUCCUCAUGAAACAAGUUUUGAUGAUCGAUUGAGUGGUACUGCCGUAACAUGGAGUAUAUGAUAAUUCUUUCGGGUGUUCCUCGUGUGUACCAUGUUGUAAGAACUCUGGAAUAGUGUAAAGAAUCCCUCGGAAAUUUGGUACAUAGUUCCCCUGUCUAUUCGUCCCCUUCCCUUGUAACACGACACAAUUCUGUAAAAGUCAGACACAAUUUUAGUGUAAUUGAAGUGUUGGUAUAGACUUUUUUUUGUA
Messenger RNA from Lolium perenne, 1946 nucleotides. RefSeq names its product 3-oxoacyl-[acyl-carrier-protein] synthase I, chloroplastic. Gene Ontology annotation, cellular component: mitochondrion. Gene Ontology annotation, biological process: fatty acid biosynthetic process. NCBI's taxonomy places the organism in Eukaryota, Viridiplantae, Streptophyta, Magnoliopsida, Poales, Poaceae. The record is from RefSeq and is a predicted model, not a curated record. Gene Ontology annotation, molecular function: 3-oxoacyl-[acyl-carrier-protein] synthase activity.